CAUGAACUUCCCCUUUAGCUUUGAUACAGGGUCGUCCGGUGGCAACGGCGGGAACGGCGGCAACGGCGGCGAGGUGGAUCCGGCCGAUGAGCUGGUGGGCUUUAUGCUCGGAAUGGGCUCGGUGUCUGACAACAAGGAGGAGAAGAUGCGGACGUUCCAGUCAGUGUGUGGAUUUGAUGAGGAGCAGGCCCUAUUCUACCUCGAGGCCAACUCGUGGAACGUCGACCUGGCAGUCUCGUCGUUCUUUGCCAACCAGCAGGCGGCGCCGGUGGUCAUCGAGUACCAUCUGGCGGCCAUGGCGACCGACCACGACCAGACGCAGACCGUCGAGGGCGGCGAGGUGUUCAGCAAGUCAUGGAAGCUGGCCAACACAGGGACACGGGCGUGGCCGACGGGCUGCUACGUCUCACUCCACACCGGCGACCCGCACGGCGCGCAGCCGAUCGAACUGCCCGGCGAGGUGCCGGCCGGCGCCGAUGUUGACUUUUCGCUCCAGUUUGAGGCUCCGGCCGAGCCGGGCGUCUACACCGCCGCCUGGCGCAUGUAUCUGCCGAAUGGCCAGCCGUUUGGUGACUAUCUGCACGUCAAGUUUGUCGUCCGCGGCGAGCAAAGCCAGCAGCUCGCUACGUUUGGCGGCUUUGGCGGCGGCUCCGCCUUUGGCGGCGCCAGCAGUGCCGGUGCCGCCGGUGGUGACGAGAGCGGCGUCAUGCAGAUGGAAUAAAUGCGAGUUUGAGCGCUCUA
Molecule: messenger RNA, 741 nt
Organism: Thecamonas trahens ATCC 50062
Lineage: Eukaryota; Apusomonadida; Apusomonadidae
Exons: 1
Molecular function (GO): protein binding
Source: RefSeq, a predicted model, not a curated record